AUGGCUAAAAGUGAAAAAGAGAAAAAGAAGGCACUGGAGGCCAAGGAUGCCCGGAGAAAUGCCCGUGAUAUCCAAACACCCGCACCUACCGAAGUGGGCUCCGAAUCCGAAUCUCAACAAGCUGAAUCCUCGAGAGCACAAGAAUUGAUAAAGGCUGGUGGAGAUAAAAAAGGCAAAACUCCUGAGCGGACAAGAUCUGAAUCUCCACAAGCUGAAUCCUCGAGAGCACAAGAAUUGAUAAAGGCUGGUGGAGAUAAAAAAGGCAAAACUCCUGAGCGGACAAGAUCUGAAUCUCCACAAGCUGAAUCCUCGAGAGCACAAGAAUUGAUAAAGGCUGGUGGAGAUAAAAAAGGCAAAACUCCCGAACCAAGGAGGCAGUAUGCUAGAAGUCCAACCCGUGCAGGUGACUUUGCCCCAAAUGCGAGUGAUUACGAGUCAGAUGGCGAAACGGAUCUCGACAGCGAUUAUUCUGAUCAAGAUGUUCCCAUGGAAGACAAGCUACAGCCACUGAGUCGCUGGGUCAAGGAUGUCAUUCGAAGCGAGGCAUUGAGAGAGUCAGGAAGAAUGGUUGAGGGGUUUUUUACAUCUGACAACCCCUCGUACGAAGAAUGUUCGGUAUUCUUUCAAAGGCUAAACCAAAAAGUUCGAGGGGCCAACGACCAGCAUGAUGUCAUGGACCUUGAUACUGGUACUAUCCCCGAGACUGGCUACAAUGCCCUAUGCCAGGCCUUCCAGCAAGCAGCAAAGAAAGCCGUCGACAAUAGCUCCCCAGAGGAGUUUUGGGAGGCUUACAAUAACACCUAUGAUCUUUUAACGAGGUUCAACAAACGACAUUGUCUCCCUAAGUCCUGGAAUAUUAGUGAACUGUGGGCCGAGAAUUGGAUUGGGUCACCGAAUCCUAGGAUUAGGAUUGAUGAAGAUACCAGCUCCACUUCUGAUAGCGACAUCCAGGCUGGCGACAUCCAGGCUGACAAGACCAGUGAAGAAUCUAGUGCCGAAUCGGACAUUGAUAUUGACAGUGAUCAUCAACCCACAGGGCUUGAUGCUUUAGAAGUGAGAACCAAUAAACAGCAACGCCAAUUGAACUCAGCCAAAGUAUUGUAUUGGUGGCCCAAAGGCACUGGCUCUCAGAUAUUUGUGCGCUACGGAAGUAGGUCUACGCCGAUCUAUCGCAUUCGUGCUGGGUCACAUGAGAGCUACAACCCAAGUCAGGUAGAACGGGUUUUGACCAUGUUGACUCGCGGCACCGCUAAGGUAACCGGGACCAAGAACGGGCUUCCUGAAGAGUUUUGGAAAUAUCAACGAAGAGACGUGGAAGACUUGGUUGGCAUCGGUUGGAAGGUCGAAGAGGACGAUGAGCAGGGUCUUAAUCCUCUCAACUUGCUCCUGCCCGCUAAAGACAUAGUCUAUCCACAAACUCGGAUUCUUGUCAAAUGGAAAGACGGUCGUUUUACUCUAGAAGGGCGAUCCUUCAUCCGCCGUAUCACAACGGGCUCGGCUUUGGACGGUGAUAGGGUGAUUUAUCAAAGGGCCGAAGAGCUCGAGGAUUCUUACCGCAAAAAGCAUGGGUUGUUUGAUAUCGAAGAUGAUGACUUCGAAGAUGAUGACUUCGAAGAUGAUGAUAUCAAUACCGAAAGCGACAGCUCAACUCAGUCAAAUAAGGCUCGCAACAGAAGACACCGUAGCGAACCAGCUCGCUACUCGAACCCACGCAGCCAAAGCUCCAGGCACCGUAGCGAACCAGCUCGCUACUCCAGUCCACACAGCCAAAGCUCCAGGCACCGUAGCGAACCAGCUCGCUCUUCGAACCCACGCAGCCAAAGCUCCAGGCACCGUAGCGAACCAGCUCGCUCUUCGAACCCACGCAGCCAAAGCUCCAAGCACCGUAGCGAACCAGCUCGCUCUUCGAACCCACGCAGCCAAAGCUCCAGGCACCGUAGCGAACCAGCUCGCUCUUCGAACCUACGCAGCCAAAGCUCCAGGCACCGUAGCGAACCAGCUCGCUCUUCGAACCCACGCAGCCAAAGCUCCAAGCACCGUAGCGAACCAGCUCGCUCUUCGAACCCACACAGCCAAAGCUCCAAGCACCGUAGCGAACCAGCUCGCUCUUCGAACCUACGCAGCCAAAGCUCCAGGCACCGUAGCGAACCAGCUCGCUCUUCGAACCCACGCAGCCAAAGCUCCAAGCACCGUAGCGAACCAGCUCGCUACUCCAGUCCACACAGCCAAAGCUCCAGGCACCGUAGCGAACCUGCUCGUCACUCGCAUUCACGCCGCAAACAGAGUCCAACCCAAUUUGAGGACAGUACCGAUGAAGAUAGCGACGUCGUCCGCAACCCACCGGCCAGUGAAAGACCACGUAAAGUGCGAUGGAUACGUUGA
Molecule: messenger RNA, 2382 nt
Organism: Penicillium verrucosum
Lineage: Eukaryota; Fungi; Ascomycota; Eurotiomycetes; Eurotiales; Aspergillaceae
Exons: 1
Coding region: 1-2382 (793 amino acids)
Source: RefSeq, a predicted model, not a curated record